Messenger RNA from Papaver somniferum (opium poppy), 3100 nucleotides. Its product is annotated as serine/threonine-protein phosphatase 6 regulatory subunit 3-like. Gene Ontology annotation, molecular function: protein phosphatase regulator activity; protein phosphatase binding. The transcript is spliced from 19 exons. The coding region runs from base 348 to 2819 and encodes 823 amino acids. Lineage: Eukaryota; Viridiplantae; Streptophyta; Magnoliopsida; Ranunculales; Papaveraceae. The record is from RefSeq and is a predicted model, not a curated record.
UUGAUAUUAUGAGAAGAAAACCCUAUUACGUGGUUCACACAUCCAAAUUUCUUUUUCUCCUCUUCGUCACCCACUUGGUUUAAAAUAUCAAAAAUCUGUUGAGCGAGCGAUUUACUAAAUAAAAAGGUUUUUUUGUCGGCUUAAUUUAUCUUUCUCUCCAUCAAUUUCUCCUAGUAAGAGUACUUUACAUGUGAGUAAAGUAGAUUUUUCUUUUCUAGGGUUUUCAUUUUUUUUCUCCAACUCCCAAACUACUCUUCUUUUAUCAUACUCGUUGCCAAGGGGGAAACGAUUUUGAAUCUCAAAAAUUAGGGUUUACAGAGAGAUCUUCGGAUUAAGCUUUGGACAAGAUGUUUUGGCGUAUGACUGCUCUUUCUGCUUCCUCUCCUGUGGAAUCAGUUUUAGACAAGGAAGAUUUUACUUUGGAGGAGCUCCUGGACGAAGAAGAGGUCAUUCAAGAAUGCAAAGCUCUAAACAGUCGACUUAUAAAUUUUUUAAGAGAGAGAGCUCAGGUAGAGCAGUUGCUGCGUUACAUUGUUGAGGAGGCACCAGAGGAUGCUGAAAGCAAGCGAGCAUUCAAGUUUCCGUUCAUUGCAUGUGAAGUAUUUACAUGUGAAAUUGACGUUAUUCUGAAAACCUUGGUGGAGGAUGAGGAGCUGAUGGAUUUACUCUUUUCUUUCUUGGAACCAAACCACCCACACAGUUCAUUGUUAGCUGGGUAUUUUAGCAAGGUUGUUGUAUGCCUUAUGUUGCGGAAGACAGUGUCACUUAUGAACUAUGUCCAAGCUCAUCAGGAUGUAUUCCGGCAGCUAGUUGAUCUGAUAGGAAUCACAUCCAUCAUGGAGGUGUUGAUUCGACUUGUUGGUGCUGAUGAUCAUGUCUAUCCUAAUUUCAUGGACGUGAUGGAGUGGCUAGCUAAUAGCAAUUUGCUAGAAAUGAUUGUGGAUAAACUGAACCCAUCAAGUUCUCCUGAGGUUCACGCUAAUACAGCAGAAACACUUUGUGCCAUUACUCGUAACGCGCCAUCAGCUCUAUCUGUUAAACUCUCUAGCCCGAGCUUCGUUGAAAGAAUAUUUGGUCAUGCCCUGGAAGAUAGACAAUCUAAAUCUGGUCUUGUGGACUCACUUUCUGUGUGUAUCUCGUUGUUGGAUUCCAAAAGAGCAACUUAUUCUCCAUUAGUUCACUCUAUUCGAAGUCAACAUUUGUACGAACCACAGAUUCCUAUUAAUCCCGAGACAGUUAGUGCCAUGUUGCCAAAACUUGGAGACUUGCUUAAGCUUUUGAAUGUAUGCUCUGAUAGUAAGGUGUUGCCUACCACAUAUGGCGAACUAAAGCCUCCUCUUGGGAAGCAUCGCCUCAAGAUUGUAGAGUUCAUUGCGGUAUUGUUGAGGAGUGGUAAUGAAAUUGCUGAGAAGGAGUUGGUUAGCUCGGGUGCUAUACGAAGAAUCCUUGAACUCUUUUUUGAGUACCCAUUUCAUAAUGCGUUGCAUCAUCAGGUAGAAAGUAUCAUCUUGUCAUGUUUGGAGAGCAAGGAUAAUACCGUUGUUGAUCAUCUGCUUAAAGAUUGCGAUGUAGUGGGUAAAAUCCUACAAGCGGACCAAAGUCCCAUUCUUUCUGGUGGUUCAGAUCAGCCGACUUCAUGUUCCGCUGGAAAGCAAGUACCUCGAGCCGGUAAUCUUGGGCACAUUACACGUAUCUCUAAUAAGCUUAUUCAGCUGGGAAAUGGCAACAGUCACAUCCAGGCAUACUUACAGGAAAAUGAUGAAUGGAUUAGUUGGCAAACAAGUAUCUUACAAGAGCGUAACAAUGUAGAAAAUGUCAACCGGUGGGCCUGUGGCCGCCCAAGUGCAUUGCAAGAUAGGAUGAGAGACAGCGACGAGGAGGAUGAUGUAGCAGGCCUAGCAAAUAACCUAAGCCAGGCAUUUAGCAGAUACAGCAUCUAUGAAAAUGAUGAUGCCGAACAGGUGCACGGAUCUCUUGAGCGAGAUGAUGAGGAUGUUUAUUUUGACGAUGAAUCGGCUGAAGUUGUGAUCUCAUCACUGAGGCUUGGUGAUGACCAGCAGAGUUUGUUUACAAAUUCGAACUGGUUUGCUUUCCAAGAUGAUGGAAUUCAUAGUGACCUUUUAAGUACUUCUGAAGAGAAAUUGGAUGAAGUCAAUUUGAAUGGAGCAAAUGGUGGGAGCAGCAGUAGUGACGAUGAGGUGGUGGUUGGUGAGGAUGAGGAGUUGGUAAACAGCACAGCAACUUCCACUGAUGAGCCAUCAGGAUCCAGUACAAGUUUUUCACAUGAGGCAAGCAAAAGCACUGCAACCAAUGGGGUCGAUAACUUUUACCCUAAAGCAUGGGAUGAGAAAGCAAGUACUCCUGGUGGUGCUAUGGGUUUUGUCAACGGCGAUGAUCCAUUCAGUGUUAGUCAACCUGACUGGGUUGGAUGGCGAGAGUCUACGGAUUUGCAGGCUGAUCAGUCAGAUGAGAAUGAGAAGAGUUCUCUACCCAACGGUAAUAUAUUGUCAAAUGGUAGCAGUAGCCCGAGUGUCUCUAGCAACGGGCAACUGGGGACAUGCCCAAAUGAAGUUAUCAGUGAGCCAACUGUAUCUGAAAAAGAUGUCGAGUUUGUUGGUAUGGAGUUAGAGGGAUCAGAGAGGGCUAUGGACCAAGCAUUGAAAGAGGGAAUAGUAGAUGAAGCAGGGCCACUGAAGAAGCACUUAACGCCAAAUGCUGGGCGUGAAAAUGAGAAAAUGGAUAAAGAUGGGGAAGAGAAACUGGAGUUCAACGAUACUAACUACUGGAGGGUUGAUCAGGAGGUUGGUGUUCAAGAAUGAGAGCUAAUGAUUGUAUUUUGUAACCUCAACAAACAAAGACUGGAGACAACAAAAACUAUGUUCUCAUCUUAGAAAAUAGUUUUUUCCUUUUGUAUAGUGUUCCCCUGCACCUAGUGUGGAGGAAUGAAUGGAUUGCAGGGUUAUGUCAUUGUCUUGUUCUUUAAUAUCAUUGUUCUAUUCUUUGAAUUAUUUGUGAUUACUACUAGUGGAGAGAUCAAGUGCUGUUCAUAGUAAAGAAAACGACGGCAAAUUCCAAGAGUUAAUCACUCAAGAUUACUGUU